Puccinia triticina is the source of this 2343-nucleotide messenger RNA. RefSeq lists its product as uncharacterized. The coding region runs from base 1 to 2343 and encodes 780 amino acids. The record is from RefSeq and is a predicted model, not a curated record. Lineage: Eukaryota; Fungi; Basidiomycota; Pucciniomycetes; Pucciniales; Pucciniaceae. The transcript is spliced from 2 exons.
AUGACAACAACUAGCAACGAGCUCAUCGAGCAUAUCCAGAAUUCCAUGGUCGGACUGCUCGCACCUAUCGUCGAAGCCAUACCCAGCGCACCAAGCUCGAUCAACCACGACCAACUAGAGAAGAACUGUCAGCAAUUCACAAUCCAGCUGGUCAACCUAUUCGGCCAAUACCACCAAGCCAGCCAGCAGCAACAGUUUACAGAAGCCGACAGCCAAAACCACAAAAAGCGCAGGCGGACAAACUCCUUCGAUGCUAAGCCCCAUCCCGACCACCACCGAGCUCGAUCCGAACCCAACCCAGCUUCCUCUCAUCCCACCAGCAUCCAUAGGUCACAUUCCCUCAAUCCGACAAGCAAUCCAGCCAAACCCUCUCCAAACGAAAAGCCACCCAUCCCCAUCACAUCCGAUAGCACCUCUCAUCAACCUUCAAAUCAAGAGCCUACUCCUCAGCCCCGAGGCCAUCUCGAAGGAGAUGUGGAGGACCCUAUCUCAGAAGAGCUACGGAUGCUUAUCCAAAGCGAGAUAGAGGCUGGCAUCGACAACCUAGCACUGCAAAUUCACGACAGCCUUUCCGACGCCAAACGCGAAUUGAUUUUACUCAAUCAUGAAUUUUGGAAAACUCAAACGGGAGAAGAAACAUCCGAUCCCUCAACCCAGCAUCCCCCCACGUCCUCGCCGCUCAUAUCACCCCCAACGAAAAUCGAAGCAGCAUCGAUAGGAGAGAAACUGAAAUUUCAGUUCGAGAAUCACAUGAUUCACUGCUACAAACGCUAUCUGGAACAGUUCGUCUUUGCUAUAGGCUUCACCGGCCUAGGAUCCGAACCCUUGGACUUUGCUCAGGUUCAUCAACAACCGCUCCAACAAACACCCUCUGAGGCGAACUUGGAUAACAAGACACCAGACCUGGAUCCGAAGCCCGAACAGUCACUCAGUACGAGCCCGACCAAGGAUGAGCUGGAAAAGAACAGUCUGGUUAUCAAACAGCUGGUCGAAGAAAAAUUCAGAUCCAAUAGUGAGGAGAUCGGCCGGAUGGUGGAAGAAAAAGUGAAAUCAAACAGUCAACAGAACGAGCAAAUGCUUCAAGAGCAACUCACCUCUAACCGCACGAAGAUCGGUCUAGAUUUUGAGGAAAAGAUUACAGCCAUCAACCAGACGAUCGAACAAUAUCUUGGAGAAAAACUGAGGCCAAUUGGUGAGCAGACUGAACGGAUGGUCGAAGAAAAACUCAUCUCGAAUAGUCAGAAGAGCGAGCGAGAAAUCGAAGAAAAACUUGAAUCACUCCGAAAGGAGUCUGAACGAACAAUCGAGGAGAAGCUUUCAUCGACUAGUCAGAAGAUUGAAGAUCACAUCGAAGAAAGGCUAAGUCCGAUCACUCAGGCUACCGAGCGAAUGGUUCAAGAGAAGCUGCAAUCGUAUCAGGAAGCACUCGAGAAACAGGCGGUCGAAUACCGCAAAGGGAUCCGGAGCGACAUCAUUCAGUGCAGGGAAGAGAACUCGAAGGAUUUGGACGAUUUGAUCGGACAGAUACAAAGAUUAUUCGUGACAGAGAAGGAUAAACUGUCGCUAUUGCAGAAACAAACCGACGGAUUCCAGGACCGGAUAGCACAACUCGAGAGUCUGCUUGAGAAGGAAACCGACCCUGUGCUCCGAAGAAAAGCCGUCCUCAUCUCACUCGGCUUGCUCGAGUCCAAUCACGUCAACCAAAAGUCGAACCUUAGCAUCUUCUUGACCAAACUUAACGAUCAUCUCCGGGUCAAUUUGGGCCAGAUCGACAUCCAAGAUCCCACCUGGAACCCUAGACUCGCACUCGGCACACCUAACGGCCAUCACGAACCGGGAGAGAACCGAGCGGAACCGGGUGCCGAUCCAAGCGAAGCCAGGAGAGGUGUGAACACUCCAAGCACUCCCAGGAUGCCUCAAGCCUCUGCAACAGCUGUAGAGAACCUCUUCUUUGAGAAACUGCUCAUCCAACUUUUGCGGAGGAUCAAUGAGACCGUCCGACUCCAAGAGGGACAGCCCAAUGGAUUUAAUCCAGAGGCCCCACCCGAUCAUGACAACCAGGGCCAUCGCGUUGAAGACCAAAACUAUCAACAGCCAGACCACCACCCAGACCAAGCCCAUCAAAACCACAACCACCAAGGAGAACAUCACCCAGAUACCCAUGGCUUUCCUCAAGACAAUAUACUGGCCCAUCAACCUCACUCGUCUGAUCGUCCUCCCCUCCAGGAGAUCCAUCACAUCUUGGAUGAAUUCUUUGAACUGAAUUUCAAGAAAUUUGUUUGGCCCAAGUUCAGCAAUCUGAUUUUCCACCUGGAGCAGUACUUGGCUAGCCAACAAGUGUAG